AUGAUUUACGGGUAUUUCCGUCCGUUUGAUUUUAUUAGCAACCUUUUUGGGUUGCCUACAGCUACAAUAACUGGCAACAAAACAAAUAUUUGGUUAAAACUCUGGGCCAUAUCCAUAGCUAUUGGGUUAAUAAGCAGCUAUUCAUUUGCAAAAGAAAGGAUACUGUAUUUGGAUCUGAAAAAUGACAUGAAAAUAAUACCUGAUAUCAACGAUUUAGUUGCGAAUAUAAUUAUUAUAAUAAUCAAUUUGUUAAACAGUGACAAAAAUUAUGUCUGCGUGAGAGAAAUGUUUGAUGAAAUUGUCAAAGACGUAAAUAUAGAUAGCAAGGUUCUAAGAUUAUUUGCGUACAAAAUAUACGUGUGGUAUUUAAUACCGAUGAUAAUAUUUAUUGUUUUAAUAGUUAUGGAAAUUGUAUACAAUUAUCCACCUUAUAUUUUUGUGAUAAGAAUCCCAACGUUUUUAUCAAUAAUGCAUUUAAUUAUGCACUUGAUUUUAAUAUUAGCACUCGUGAAAGUCAUUAACAACCAGUUGUCUAGAACUUUAAUGUACAAUGAUAAAGGCCCUAAAAUUGUGUGUAGGGAGAACUUGGGAAAAAGAUUCACGAUCAAAUAUAUAUUUUUUAAUAGUAUUGAGUUUGUUGAAAUUGAAAACAACGUACAUUUCGAUUUGAAGUUUCUUUGCAAACUCUAUGAUAAUUUAAGCACUUGUAUUCAUCUGUUGGAAAAGUGCUACGGUUUACAGAUUUUCAUAUCGAUAUGGUUAAUGUUCACGAGUGGAGUUGUGGGCGUGACGGUCCUCGUCACCAAUAAGGUGACAUUUCAAUGGCUCGUAGUACUUCAAACCAUUUUGCCCUUCUUUUGGUGUUUCAUCGGAUGUUACAUCAACGACCAGAUAUCUAAAGAAGUGAAUCAGACUAUCACGCUGAUUAUAAAGUGUCUGAUAGACUUUAGAUGUGUGCCUUCAAGAAAGCCAGUUUUGGAGACGUUUAAGGAACUAGUCAGCAAUGAUCGUCUACAGUUCACAGCUUGCAGCUUAUUCAAAUUGAGCUACUCUAUGCUACUUGGAACUAUGCUUAAUGUUAUCACUUAUAGCAUAAUUUUAAUUCAAAUGUUCUAGUUUAUCUCUUUAUUCAUUCUGAAUCUUAUCAUUUGAAUGUGACCUUGUUAUAGUUUUAAUUAAAGCCAGCUAGUUUUUGAUCACCUG
Messenger RNA from Helicoverpa armigera (cotton bollworm), 1203 nucleotides. RefSeq lists its product as uncharacterized. NCBI's taxonomy places the organism in Eukaryota, Metazoa, Arthropoda, Insecta, Lepidoptera, Noctuidae. Gene Ontology annotation, biological process: chemosensory behavior; male courtship behavior; sensory perception of taste. The transcript has 4 exons. The record is from RefSeq and is a predicted model, not a curated record. Gene Ontology annotation, cellular component: axon; neuronal cell body; membrane. Bases 1 to 1116 code for a protein of 371 amino acids.